UCCGUUACCAGCGACGGGGACGACGUGAGUGUCGCCGCCACCUCGACCUUCUCCAGUCCACUUGGCAACUUCAACUGGGGUCACUCUUCACCCCUGGACAUGGCGGAAAUACCCCAGGCAGUUGCUUGCUAUGACCGCCCGGUCCUCGCCGAGUCCAGGACAAAUCCACGGCUUCCUGCGACCUUGACUCGGGGCGAUUCCUUCACGGCUGAGAACCUCAGGUGCCAACCUUUCAAGCAUGGACUACAGCGGUUUGUUCCUAGAUGUCCCUCAGCCAAGGAGCUUCGAUUGCAUGUGAUCGGCGACAAUCAGGACGACCUCGCACUCCUUCACGCCAACUACCAGACUGACGUCGAGCGUGAAAAGAUCUUUGUAUCACAGCGCGAAGACUGGCUCGGUCGUUAUGCCAACCUGAAUGGCGUUCACCGUGCAGUCGUGGUGGACUGGCUGGCUGAGCUGGCUGAGGACAACUGGAUUCAUGACAGCACAUAUCACCUGGCUGUCAACUACUUCGACCUGUAUAUGAGUAAAAGUAAUAUGGAUCACGUUCUGUACGACUUGCAAGCAAUCGCCAUAUCCAUGAUCUUUUUUUCCGCCAAGAAAGAGGUGAGGCAACGCUUCAUCACUCCUUCUCAAGUCCAAACAUUCAGCUAACAUACCUCGCAGGAAUUCGACAACUUGCCUCUGUGCAAGAUUCUCGAAUAUGAAACUGAGGGUCUUCCGGACGCCGAAAAGGACGAUGCCUU
This is a messenger RNA of Fimicolochytrium jonesii, 746 nucleotides long. RefSeq lists its product as uncharacterized. Lineage: Eukaryota; Fungi; Chytridiomycota; Chytridiomycetes; Spizellomycetales; Powellomycetaceae. The transcript has 3 exons. The record is from RefSeq and is a predicted model, not a curated record. The coding region runs from base 100 to 654 and encodes 184 amino acids.